This is a messenger RNA of Bactrocera latifrons, 2321 nucleotides long. It is a transcript of the gene gudu, whose product is annotated as armadillo repeat-containing protein 4. The transcript has 5 exons. The record is from RefSeq and is a predicted model, not a curated record. The coding region runs from base 1 to 2163 and encodes 720 amino acids. Lineage: Eukaryota; Metazoa; Arthropoda; Insecta; Diptera; Tephritidae. Gene Ontology annotation, molecular function: protein binding.
AUGACUACCUUGGAAGAAGAAGAAGAACUUAUCAAUGUACAAUCUCUUCAAGAUUCUCAUCCCAUUAUAAAUGUGGUAAAUCAAAGUAAAAUCGAUGGAGUAUUAAAACAAAAGCCUCUCACCGAUCAAGAGCGCGCAGAGAAACAAAAGCAACAAGAAGAAGACGUAAAAAAGAGAAAAGAAUCACGCCGUCGUGUAUAUGAGACAUGCGGCAGUUGUCCCGAACGGUUUUUUAGCAGCAAGAAAACUAUUGUAACGGAAGAUUCCGAUUCUACUGAAGUAGAAUCGUCCACCGAGGAGGAGGAAAGAUGGAAAGACAUUGCACGCACUGUUGAAAUACCCGCCGAAUAUUAUAAUAUACAGAAGUUGAUAAAAUAUAUUAAAGCGGGCAAUCAAACGGCGACCAUUGUGUCGCUUUGCUGCCUGCGUGACUACGAUUUGCGCACACAAAUCAAUCAAAUGGCCGUACAGGAUAUCGGUGGUUUGGAAGUGUUGGUCAAUAUACUCGAAUGCAAUGAUACCAAUUGUCGUUUGGGUUCACUGUAUGUGCUCUCUGAGAUCUCACUGAACAUUGAUAUACGAAAGACGAUCGUCGAUUUGGGUGGCAUAMMCUUAAUAGUGGAUAUAUUGAACUCGCUUUCGAAGGAACUUAAGACCAUGGCUGGUGAAACGCUGGCUAAUGUGUGUAAAGUGCGCUUAGCUCGAAAAUAUGUGCGCACAUGUGGUGGCAUACCGAUGUUGGUGGAUAUGCUCGAUGUCAGUUUGCGAAUACUACAAACUCCGCUCGAGGAACUUAACUCAUCUGAUUUGGAGUGCUUGUACAUGGCACGUGCCGGUGCUCGUGCUCUCUGGUCGCUUUCACUCUCCCGCCAUAAUAAGGAAUUGAUGCGCAAGAGCGGUAUCGUGCCACUGAUGGCGCGUUUGCUCAAGUCUUGUCACACAGAUGUUGUAAUACCUAUAAUGGGCACCAUACAGGAAUGUGCAUCGCAGCCCAAAUUUCAACUGGCCAUUACUACCGAGGGCAUGAUCGCUGAUAUAGUGACCCAUCUACAUUCCGAUAGCUUGGAUUUGAAGACCGAAGGUAGUACUGCCAUAUACAAAUGCGCUUUCGAUCAGACUACACGUGAUCUGGUACGAUCUGCGGGUGGCUUAGAGCCUUUGGUCGCCAUAAUCAAGGAUAAAAAUGUGCGUGAUAAUAAGAAACUGAUGAUCGGUGCUGCCGGUGCUAUUUGGAUGAGCGCCGUGUCCGAGGCGAAUGUCAAGAAACUGGACUCAUUACGUCUGAUUAACCAUCUCAUACCGUUAUUGAAUGAUGAUUCCGAUGAUGUGAUUACCAAUGUGGUUGGUGCCAUUUCCGAAUGUGUACGUUUUCAAAAUAAUCGCGAAGUUUUGCGUGGCGCCGGCGGUUUGCCGGCCUUGGUGGCAUUGUUGAACUCAUCACAUCCACCGCUGUUGGUAAACUUGGCCAAAGCAUUAAAAGAGUGUGCCGAAGAUAUAGAUAGUAUGCGGAUUUUGGAGGAUUUGGAUGCGGUGCGUUUGAUUUGGUCACUGCUGAAGAACACUGAUCCCAAAGUUCAAGCUUAUGCCGCCUAUGCCAUCUGUCCGUGUGUGCGCAAUGCACGCGAAUCGGGUGAGUUGGUGCGCAGUUUGGUGGGUGCCAUGGAAUUGGUUGUGGAUUUGCUCAAGUCCACCGACUCGCAGGUAUUGUCGGCUGUCUGCGCUGCUAUAGCAACAAUUGCAAAGGAUACUACAAAUCUAGCUAUUUUGUCCGAUCUUAAAGUGAUCUAUAAGUUGGCCGAUUUGGUAAACACUACCGAAGAUUUGUUGCGUGAAAAUCUGGCCGCCGCAAUUGCUAGUUGUGCUACAUUUGGUAAUAACACACAGGAGUUGGGUCGUCUACGCACAGUCACGCCCAUUGUCAGCUACCUGACCAGUAAUGACCCAGCCGUACAUCGUACAACAGCUAUGGCGCUGGAAAAAUUAUCCAUGGAUCCACAAAACUGUAUCAUUAUGCACCAGAGCGGCGUAGUGCCAUUCUUGCUGGAGUGUGUUGGUUCCACAAACAAAGAAACACAAUUGGCUGCUGCCGGUUGUCUACGCAACAUACGUGAGUUGGCUCUGCGUGCCGAGGAGUAUCUGUUGAAAAUCGAUGAAGAAUAUUAAAUGACUUGAGAGCUUGAGUGAGAUCGCUGUGGCUAUAACGAAUCCUCUUAUAUAUUUCUAAGUUAUUUAUUACUAUGCCAAAGGUUGAGGCAUAAAAAUAUAUCUUGUAGAAAAAGCUGCUUCUCACAGUUAGCAAUAAACUGCACUGAUUCAAUUCA